Messenger RNA from Diaporthe citri, 315 nucleotides. RefSeq lists its product as uncharacterized. The coding region runs from base 1 to 315 and encodes 104 amino acids. Lineage: Eukaryota; Fungi; Ascomycota; Sordariomycetes; Diaporthales; Diaporthaceae. The record is from RefSeq and is a predicted model, not a curated record. The transcript has a single exon.
AUGCCUUCGCGGCGUGGCGGUCGUCACGGGGCGGUGCCGAUGCCGACGCGACCUGCGCCGGCGGUGCCUCCUGCCGCCGAUAAGAAUGAGCGGGGGCGCCGCGGGAGCGGACAGUACGACGGGGACGACGGCAUGGAGCAGGCCUCGAGGAUCUGGGCCAAGAUCCGGCGGUGCUCGGGGAUCAGCCUCGCAGACAGGACGAACAUGAGCAUGGUCGAGGAGCAGGGCCUUGCUGCGAAGCGGGGGGUACCAAAGAUGGGUGGGAAGACGAGGAGAGGCUCGGGUCGUUGGGGUUUUGGGAAUUGGUGGGCUUGA